This is a messenger RNA of Rhipicephalus sanguineus (brown dog tick), 1519 nucleotides long. RefSeq lists its product as uncharacterized. Lineage: Eukaryota; Metazoa; Arthropoda; Arachnida; Ixodida; Ixodidae. Bases 6 to 1376 code for a protein of 456 amino acids. The transcript is spliced from 7 exons. The record is from RefSeq and is a predicted model, not a curated record. Gene Ontology annotation, molecular function: protein binding.
GUAAGAUGCGCACCGCUCUCGCAACCGUGCUGCUUUACCUUUCCUCAUUGCCGGGACCGGGGAGUACUACUUCGAACCUUUUCGAAGUCCACGAAUUCCUGUUCAUGAACAAGUCGAUCUUGUACCUCUGGAAGCGACGCAGUAACCCGAAGGCCGACAGGUUCUGCCUCUGCUACGGCCCGUCGGCGGCCAUGAGUCGCCAUUUCGGCGCCUUCAACUGCAGCGCCAGCCGCAGGGGAGCGCUGUGCCACGUGCGCGACUCGUUCGCCGGGUGCUUCGGCAACGCCGAGCUGGCGCAGGCAUCGCCACAGCGGCGCGACGCCUUCGUGAUCCCCGCGCGGCUGCCGUCGCUGCCCCUUGCCGAAUCGACGGCGGGGGCCACCAUCCAAUGCCGGCUGAUCGACAACACGACGGCGGACGUGCUGGGCGACUUCCCGGGAAACACGAACCUGACCUUCUGCGGUGUGGACGUGUGCCGGCACUGCGUGGGUGGCUUCAGCAACAGGACCUUCUGCACGUCGCUUUGGACGAGGGACCCCCUCCUGAAGUUCGAGCCGGUGGCCCAGUCUGACUUCGCGGUGGGCGUUCGGUGGCGCGGUGCGCGGGCUGCCGACCAGACGUUCACGGCCAAGGUGUGCGCCUCGGAGGGCAACUGCUACAUGGAGUGCUUCGAGGAGCAGGUGCCCGGGGCCAGCGGCCAGUUCCUGGUGCCCACCGACCUGUGGCGGUUCCGCAUCGCCAUCUAUAUGCGCCGCCACGACGGCACCACGUUGUACCAGAAAAACUUUCGAAGCAAAAGGCUGGCGCCCGACCGACCUUGCUUCUCGACGGGCGUUGUGAAAAGCUGGUCGGAGAUCUGGCUCUACUGGUGGCCCCAGGACGACACGAGUGACGGCUACGUGGUGAGCUGGUGCGGCGGCUCCGACGAAGGCAGCCACCACGCUGUCACCGCCGUCGUUGCCGGUGCUACCGUCGCGCCGGCGUACGAGAACUGCUCGACGGACGUGAGUGGCUCGUCGAUCGCUCUUCGACACCUGCAGGCAUUCACCAAGUAUGUGUUCAGCAUGCGCGCCUACCGAUGGCUGGAUGCCAACAAGACCGAGAGACUCUUCAGCCGUCCCCUCAAGUCGCAGCCCAUCGUGCUCAUCAACCCGAGCUUCAUACCAGUCUUCGUCUUUGUGGCCAUACCAGCGGUGUCGGCGAUCGUGUCCAUCGUUCUCAUCCUUGCCAACACGGUGCUGCGCAGGGAACUGCCCUCACCCCGCUUGAACAGAGCACCCGAGCAGCAGCAGCCGCGAAGAAACCCCACGUACCACAGACCACCGCAGCUUCCACCCAUCGUGCUGAGAAGGCAUUCCCACGGGGACUUCGAGUGACGCCUUGGCGGUUACAUCCGCCUCAACCAGUUGUAAUAAAAAAAGCGCCAGCAGAAAUAUAUUUUAAUCUGAUAACGUUAUAAACGAACUCCACUUACCAUAUACGGCUUUCCUGAACAUCGAAUUCAGUUCGAGUGACCUAA